Molecule: messenger RNA, 2057 nt
Organism: Drosophila hydei
Lineage: Eukaryota; Metazoa; Arthropoda; Insecta; Diptera; Drosophilidae
Gene: Cyp12e1
Product: probable cytochrome P450 12e1, mitochondrial
Exons: 6
Coding region: 14-1600 (528 amino acids)
Molecular function (GO): monooxygenase activity; heme binding; iron ion binding
Source: RefSeq, a predicted model, not a curated record
UUCAGUACGCAAAAUGUUGUCGACGCAGUUGGGUGGGCCACGAAAGCUGAGCAUUCGACUAUUAAAAGUCGAGAGGGCCUUAGCCACAAAGGGCACUGGAGCUGCUAAAGAUGCCACGCCUCUGGAGCAAUCCAAGCCCUACUCGGAGCUGCCGGGUCCCAGUAAAUUAAACUUUGUGCGAUCUUUCUUACCAGGCGGUCGCUAUAAGAAUGUUGCAGUCCAUGAAAUGUUUCUGGAUAUGAAUAAGCGCUAUGGAGACAUAUUUCGGAUGCCUGGCGUGGCUGGCAGGGAUGUUGUGAUUACCUUGAAUCCGGUAGACUAUGCGACGAUCUUUCGCAACGAGGGACAGUAUCCCUACAGGCGUAGCUUCGAGACCCUCGAGUAUUAUAAAAAAGUCCACAGACGCGAUAUAUACGAGGGCGCAGAUGGCUUGACUUCUGGCAAUGGCCCAGCUUGGAGCAAGAUGCGCACUGCCGUUAACCCGAUUCUGCUGCAGCCACGGAAUGCCAAGCUAUAUAUAAACAAUGUACUCCUGGUAAAUGAUGAGUUCCUGCAACGCAUUCGAGCCAUUAGAGAUCCGACAACUCAAGAGGUGCCCGCGGACUUUGGCGAAGAUAUUCGUCGUUUAAUCUUGGAGUCCAUUGGCUCUGUGGCGCUCAACACGCGCCUCGGCCUGCUGGGUGAGAACCGGGAGAGCGAGGAAGCAAAGCAAUUGAUUCAAGCAUUGGAAAAUAUACUUGAGCUGAGCUUCCAAUUGGACAUUAUGCCACCAAUUUGGAAGUAUCUGCCAGUGCCCAUGUUCAAGAAGCUGCUGCGGGCAUUGGACACGAUCACAGACAUUUGCUAUAACCACAUUCAGCAGGCACUGCAACGCAUCGAAGAGGAUGCGCGGGCUGGACGUCUUGCCACUGAGCCAGGUCAAGAGACAAGCAUAUUGGAGAAACUAGCGCAAUUUGAUCGCAAGGCGGCAGUAAUUAUUGCGAUGGACUUGUUCUUUGCCGGUGUGGAUCCAACACUUGUCAGCUUAACUGGAACUCUGCUGAGCCUUGCCAAGAGUCCCGCAAAGCAGGCCCGCUUACUGGAAGAGAUUAAGGGAGUGCUGCCUGAGAAGAACUCCUUGUUGACCAUAGAGAAUAUGGCGCAUUUGCCCUAUCUGCGCGCCUGUAUCAAGGAGGGCAUUCGCAUGUAUCCCAUCGGACCUGGCACUUUACGCCGCAUGCCGCACGACGUGGUCCUAAGUGGCUAUCGGAUCGUGGCUGGCACAGAUGUGGGCAUCGCUGCCAACUAUCAAAUGGCCAACAUUGAAAAGUUUGUGCCGCGGGUGCGCGAAUUUUUGCCGGAGCGCUGGCUGCGCGAUGAGUCCAACUCGAAUCUGGUAGGUGACACGGCCACGCCCUUCAUGUAUCUGCCCUUCGGCUUCGGACCGCGCGCCUGCGCCGGCAAGCGCAUUGUGGACAUGAUGCUGGAGAUAGCCGUAGCCAGGUUGGUGCGCAACUUUGAAGUGGGUUUCGACUACCCAAUCGAGAACGCCUUCAAGGCCCAGUUCUUUGUGAAGCCCAACAUACCGUUCAAGUUUAAGUUUGUAGAGCGCUCUGUGUAAUUUCUAUAUAUAUAAACUGUUUAUCAAUGAUACCUUCAACAUGUCGCAAGGAAACACACUGAGCAGCUCCUUCAAAGCCAGUAAACGACUUUCAAGAGUUCCGGGCGGUCGCAUGUGUUCUCGUCCAAGUGUCCCCUUCAGCUAAGCAUUACAGCGAGAACAGCAGCUACUUGACUCAAUUGAUAUUGGGCGCUGCCCCACAACACAUCGCCAGCUCCUGUGGAUCUGUCAAGUGCACUUGUCUGUGCCCGCAAAGGAACAAGCACUUGACUGCCUUUCGAAUGUUAACGUGUCUGUGACGUGGCGUAUCAUGGGCUCUGCACUCUGUGUAGCAGCUGUUAGAGCCUGAUGAAGAAUGGUUAACGAUUUGAGUUCAAGUACGAAACUAUGUGUCAAUGCACUUCAGUUAUGCUAAAGAGGGGAUUAUACUAAGCUCUGAUCUGAUCGGAUUGGAAGG